ACGCUGGCGGAAGUCGUCUUUAACCAUGCUGAAAACAACUCACAACGAUUUAAGAUGAAUAUAACCGCUUAAAUAAAUAAAUAAAUCAGCCGUAACGCAGUUUCAGGGCCACCUGUGUUUCAGACAUGAAGCUAAAAGAGUUGGAGAGCUGUCUUCAGCAGGUGGACGCUUUUGAAGAGCCAAAAAUCCUUCUGGAGCAGUAUCCAACUAGUCCUCAUAUUGCUGCCUGCAUGUUGUACACCAUACACAACACGUUUGAUGACAUUGAGGGUAAAUUAGUGGCGGAUCUGGGAUGCGGCUGUGGGGUCCUCAGCAUCGGGGCGGCGAUGCUUGAUGCAGGUCUGUGUGUUGGCUUUGACAUUGAUGAUGACGCACUGGACAUAUUCAGAAGAAACGCAGAGGAAUUUGAGAUUUCUAACAUUGAUCUGGUCCAGUGUGACAUGUGUGCUCUGGAGACAGAGGCUUAUGCCAAGAAGUUUGACACAGUAAUCAUGAAUCCACCAUUUGGUACAAAACACAACCAAGGCAUGGACAUGAAGUUCCUAAGAGCCGCCUUAACAAUGGCAAAGACAGCAGUUUAUUCACUUCAUAAAACAUCAACGCGAGAGCACAUACAAAAGAAGGCUAAAGACUGGGGAGUAAAGAUGGAAGUAAUAGCAGAACUAAGAUAUGACCUGCCAGCAUCUUACAAGUUCCACAAGAAGAAAUCGGUUGACAUCCAGGUGGACUUCCUACGGUUCUCCAAAGCCUGAAGCUUUCACUGGAAUGGAUUUAAGUUGCCUCUGCAUUUUCACCGUUUAUAAUAAAUGUUUUCACAAAAGAAAAGAAAAAAUCUGGGUGUAAC
Molecule: messenger RNA, 844 nt
Organism: Scomber japonicus (chub mackerel)
Lineage: Eukaryota; Metazoa; Chordata; Actinopteri; Scombriformes; Scombridae
Gene: mettl5
Product: methyltransferase 5, N6-adenosine
Exons: 7
Coding region: 126-752 (208 amino acids)
Biological process (GO): rRNA methylation
Molecular function (GO): rRNA (adenine-N6-)-methyltransferase activity; nucleic acid binding
Source: RefSeq, a predicted model, not a curated record